Trichogramma pretiosum is the source of this 1026-nucleotide messenger RNA. RefSeq lists its product as uncharacterized. The record is from RefSeq and is a predicted model, not a curated record. The transcript is spliced from 4 exons. NCBI's taxonomy places the organism in Eukaryota, Metazoa, Arthropoda, Insecta, Hymenoptera, Trichogrammatidae. Bases 256 to 633 code for a protein of 125 amino acids.
GCGGCACCUCGCGAUGACGACCGAAUCUAAAAGUUAUAUCAUUUCAGUCAUGAUAUUUGCUGAUAAAUUUUUUUUCGAGAUAAUGAUUUUGUCACUGAUACGUUUAGGAACUUGAAUGUGAACCGUAGCAAGUGCCACCUUGAGUCAGUUACUGUCGAGCUCACGUUAGCGUCGCAUCGUUUAGUACUUCGUUUUAUAUAUAGCAGCCACGUGCGGGACAGUUGAAAGAAAGAACAAAAACAAAAUAACAUCACGAUGGAAAGUGCGAUCAGAAUCGGCUCAGAUGACUAUCUGCCGUCUUACAACGAAGCCACUGGAAGGGCAGACCCUCUCGACAAACCUGCAUUUGCGUCAGAAAAAUCUAGGGUGUGCCUCGUCAUAUUACUCACAGUGAUCGUAAUUCUAGUCUUGCCUACGGCCUGCAUCGCUCUCGCUUACAGCUUUCAAUACUGCAGGCCCUGUGAAACCGAAUUCAGUCACACACGGAAAAUGGACAUACUACGAAAUCAAAUACUGGGGCUCAAAGAAGACCUUGAAAAAUUGCAGAUAAUAAAUAAACACCUUCAUUCGCUGAUAAAAUUAACGGUGACUCCAGUUCCUAAUAUCGAUCUCCAGGUGAAGUCAUUAAAUUGAAAAAAAGAAGAUUAAAACGGAAUAGUUUUCAAAAAAGCACUGGUUAAUUAAAGCAUCUUAUAACAUUUAAGAUAAUUAUUCAAAUAAAAGCUAACGACACGUUCAUCAAGAGAGAGAGAGAGAGAGAGAGAGCGGCUGGCGGUAAUGGCCUUUAAUGAGCAGCAGCAUCAAAGUAUUAAUCAAACGACGUUCAAACGUAGGCGCUAAUAUAUCCUGGCGUAUAUAAUCGGGAUGACUAAUAAAGCGUGCGGUUAGCCGAGAUAAGAGUGUUGGAGGCACAAUACGUUAUUGGGUACAUUAUCUCAUCUCCUCGCCAAGCUUUGCGAAUAAUCUCCUCUAAGACAAUCUAGAACUAAGACACGAGUGAUUAUUUCAUGACUUUUAUAAUCUUGA